AUGUCGUCUCGUCAAGGUGGUAAGAUGAAGCCUCUAAAGCAAAAGAAGAAGCAAGCCCAAGAUUUGGACCCAGAAGAACAAGCCUUUAAGGAAAAGCAAAAGGCUGAUGCUGCUGCCAAGAAGGCUUUGAUGUCAAACAUCAAGGCUGGUAAGCCUCUAGUCGGUGGUGGUAUCAAGAAGUCCAAGAAAUAG
Kluyveromyces marxianus DMKU3-1042 is the source of this 192-nucleotide messenger RNA. It is a transcript of the gene TMA7, whose product is annotated as Tma7p. The record is from RefSeq and is a predicted model, not a curated record. The coding region runs from base 1 to 192 and encodes 63 amino acids. NCBI's taxonomy places the organism in Eukaryota, Fungi, Ascomycota, Saccharomycetes, Saccharomycetales, Saccharomycetaceae. The transcript has a single exon.